AUGGUUUCGAAGAAAAAGUUCCACUUCAUUCAAGUGGACAAACGGAGAAAACACCUUGCUGCUAUUGGUCCAGGGCUGACCCCAGCAGAACGGCUAGAGGCAUUGCACCUAACUAUACAGGGAAAUCAGCCUAGGAACUUGAGUUGUGGGCCCACAGCAGGGCCAACCAUUGCACGACAGCCAGUUGUGAAACUGACUCAUGCUGCCUUUCCUUCCUUUGAUGAGUCUAAGCAGAGCAUAGACAGCUUCCUUCGCUCCUUUGAAGGUUUAUGUGAGGACCACCAAGUUCCCCAGGAUGAGUGGGUGCUUAUUUUGGCUGGUAAGCUCACUGGUAAAGCUAGCAAAGUCUAUUUGGAAAUUCCAUACUCCCAGCGAGCAAAUUAUUGGAAAGUGCAUGAGAUUCUUCUCGCCAGCUACGCCAUCACUCCAGACUCCUACAGAAGAGCUUUCCGCACCCGGCGUAAAGCCUCCCAAGAAACUCACCAGGAUUACAGGAAUAAGUUGCAGAGGGAUUUCUGCAACUGGGUAAGGGGGAAUAAAGUUAAUUCCCUUGAGGAUUUGUGCCAAUUGAUGCUAAAAGAACAAUUCUUCGAAAACUGCUCCCUUGAAGUGCGACAAUGGGUUGGGGACCGGAUGCCUGGUACCUUGGAGGAGGACACCCAGUUAGCAGAUGAGUACCUGGAGAAUUGUGUCCAGUCCCAGCCACUUACCCUACCCCUGAGUCCUACAAACCACUCCUGUGAGGCUGAUCAUACCCAUGCUCUACAUGCCAGCCAUGUGACAGUCAGGGCCCUUCCAGAUUCUAAACCACUUAGGAUUCCUCGGGCCUGUUUUAUUUGUGGUUGUACUACUCACUUACAGGCAACAUGCCCACGCAGACUCCCUAACCUGACCCCAAUAAGACUGCCACCUGCCAAAUCUGCAAAUAUUGUAUCACAGGGGGUCACUGAGUGUCAAGUGCAGGUUGCCCAAGAGACUGGUCCCCAUAUCUACAGGAAGCAACAAGUGAAUAUUGAUGCAUCAGACCUAAAAGAAUUUAGAGUGUCAGCAGUCAACUUGUGUGCCCCAAAAAGGUGGGAGAACAACUGUGCACCCAGGAGAGGACACAGGGGUGUUCCACAGACAAGCUGCAAAGUCUACAUUGGAAACCUUGGCAAGCAUGGCCAUAAGACUAUAUUGGAGCAGGCAUUUGGAUAUUAUGGCCCUUUACGUAGUGUGUGGGUGGCCAGGAGCCCCCCGGGUUUCGCAUUUGUGGAAUUUGAACACCACAGAGAUACUGCUGAUGCAGUUCAAGAACUAAAUAAACGGACUUUGUGUGGGCGUCAAGUUAAGGUGGAAUUUGCAUCCAAAGACAGACAAAGUAGCAAUAAAGCUCCUCAAUCCCCAUGCAAAUGGCUCACAACACAAAGAAGAAUAUGGACUGAAAGAAACAACUAUGUCACCCAAAGAUUUCACUGA
Messenger RNA from Xenopus laevis (African clawed frog), 1458 nucleotides. RefSeq lists its product as uncharacterized. The record is from RefSeq and is a predicted model, not a curated record. The transcript has 2 exons. NCBI's taxonomy places the organism in Eukaryota, Metazoa, Chordata, Amphibia, Anura, Pipidae. The coding region runs from base 1 to 1458 and encodes 485 amino acids.